GGCUAAUAGUCAACCUUUGUGCUCGUCAAUGGCUGACCAUCCCUCUCAUCUCUUAUAAAUUUCUUGUCGAAUUUGGAAGCCAUAAUUUACUGGUAUCGACUCUUCUAAAGAUCUUGCUGAAGAAAUGGCUCGCCCAAAUGUGCCGAAAUUCGGAAACUGGGAGAAGGAUGGUGACAUUCCUUACACAGUCUGCUUCGAUAAUGCGAGGAAAAACAGAAAUGGAGGGAAAAUGUUAAACCCGAAUGAUCCCUGCGAAAAUCCCGACAUGUUUCCUAAUUAUAAUAUUGAUCCCUCUCCUCGAACUACAAAACAAACAAGUGGGCCUGUGAGGCCCACAACUCCUCAACACGGUGACCAGUCAUUGGAUCAUGGGACCCGUCGUGGGCCCAAUUCUCAUUAUAAUAAGGUGGGCCGUGAAAUUAGGUCGAAUAACGCUAGUCCAGCCCAUAACCCAGUGAGGUCACAGACUAGACCUGCCCGAGGGGACCAAACUCCCGGGAAAGGAGCUGUUGUCCCAAAAUUCGGAGCGUGGAAUGAGAGUGAUCCUUCGUCCGAAAAUUUUACAGAUGUUUUCAAUCAAGUGAGGAAUGAAAGGAACACCGGUAGUGUAGGGAAUCCACCGGCCACUCCAAAGCAUCCUUCUUACAACACCACAUACACUCAACUUUCUCACAAACAUAAGACGGAUGAAGAUAUCCGUGUUGGCUUAAACGAAUGCUUCAGCUAUCUUUGCAAUGUGUAA
Striga asiatica is the source of this 742-nucleotide messenger RNA. Lineage: Eukaryota; Viridiplantae; Streptophyta; Magnoliopsida; Lamiales; Orobanchaceae. The record is from the annotation of a GenBank genome assembly.